GCACACUACCAUUUGGACUCCACUUCUAUUAAAAAAUAGUACUCUAUUCACAGCCGUCCGAUCAUAUAAUCCAACGGCUUACAGAAAAACCCUAAGGCGUGGCCAACACUUCUCAAUUAUUUUUAUCUAUAAAGCCUCUCGAGCAGCUCCUCUCUCCCUCAGUCUCUUUCGAUAGUUCUCGAUCUCUCUCGUUCUUCAUAUUCGAGCGAGAGAUUUCUCUGCAAUUCUUCUUUGUUUUCUCUGAUCAGAUUUGUGUUGAGCUAUGGGUAAGGAAAAGGUUCACAUCAACAUUGUUGUCAUUGGCCAUGUCGACUCUGGAAAAUCGACCACCACUGGACAUUUGAUCUAUAAGCUUGGUGGGAUUGACAAGCGUGUUAUUGAAAGAUUCGAGAAGGAAGCUGCUGAGAUGAACAAGAGGUCUUUCAAGUAUGCUUGGGUGCUUGACAAGUUGAAGGCUGAGCGAGAACGUGGUAUCACCAUUGAUAUUGCCUUGUGGAAGUUCGAAACCAACAAGUAUUACUGCACUGUCAUUGAUGCUCCUGGACAUCGUGACUUUAUCAAGAAUAUGAUUACUGGAACGUCUCAAGCUGAUUGCGCUGUUCUCAUCAUUGACUCCACUACUGGUGGUUUUGAAGCUGGUAUUUCCAAGGAUGGGCAGACCCGUGAACAUGCUUUGCUUGCUUUCACCCUUGGUGUCAAGCAAAUGAUUUGUUGCUGUAACAAGAUGGAUGCCACCACCCCAAAAUACUCUAAAGCGAGGUAUGAUGAAAUUGUGAAGGAAGUUUCUUCUUACUUGAAGAAGGUCGGGUACAACCCUGAUAAAAUUGCUUUUGUCCCCAUUUCUGGAUUUGAGGGUGACAACAUGAUUGAGAGGUCCACAAACUUGGACUGGUACAAGGGCCCAACCCUUCUUGAUGCCCUUGACCAGAUCAAUGAGCCAAAAAGACCCUCAGACAAGCCCCUUCGUCUCCCACUUCAGGAUGUGUACAAGAUUGGUGGUAUUGGAACUGUGCCCGUGGGACGAGUUGAGACUGGUACUCUGAAGCCUGGAAUGGUUGUAACUUUUGGCCCCUCUGGUCUGACGACUGAAGUCAAGUCUGUUGAGAUGCAUCACGAGUCUCUUCAAGAGGCGCUUCCUGGUGAUAAUGUUGGCUUUAAUGUCAAGAAUGUUUCUGUGAAGGAUCUCAAGCGUGGUUAUGUGGCCUCAAACUCCAAGGAUGAUCCUGCCAAGGGAGCUGCCAGCUUCACAUCUCAGGUCAUCAUCAUGAACCACCCUGGACAGAUUGGUAAUGGAUAUGCUCCAGUCCUCGACUGCCAUACCUCUCACAUUGCUGUCAAGUUUGCUGAGCUCUUGACCAAGAUUGACAGACGGUCUGGAAAGGAGCUUGAGAAGGAGCCUAAGUUCCUGAAGAAUGGUGAUGCUGGGAUGGUGAAGAUGCUUCCAACCAAGCCCAUGGUGGUGGAGACUUUUGCAGAGUACCCUCCUCUUGGAAGGUUUGCUGUCCGUGAUAUGAGACAGACUGUUGCAGUUGGUGUCAUCAAGGCUGUUGACAAGAAGGAACCAACUGGUGCCAAGGUUACCAAGGCAGCAGUAAAGAAGGGUGCCAAGUGAAUUGCUGUUUUUGCAGUUUUCAUCUCCAUGGUGAAAGUUAUCUCUAUUAUGCGUCUUCUAUGUUUGUUUCUGAACUUAUUAGCAAUUUUGGUAAUGAUUACAUAUAGUCUUUCAUUUCCGUACUCUAGCCUCACUUGUGAGGAUAAUGGAGGUGUUGAGCAAUUGAGUUGUAACAGACUUGAUUGCUUGGCAAAUGGAUGUGGAAGGCUGUUGUAUAACAUUGCUUGUUAUGGUUUUAUAGUGAGGUGUAGUUGGUCGUCGGUGAACUUUUUUAUAUUGUUAUGAGACUUAUGCCAGUUUAAUUUAUAGUCUAUUGUCUUAUAA
Messenger RNA from Daucus carota subsp. sativus, 1936 nucleotides. RefSeq names its product elongation factor 1-alpha. Gene Ontology annotation, biological process: translational elongation; translation. The coding region runs from base 263 to 1612 and encodes 449 amino acids. The record is from RefSeq and is a predicted model, not a curated record. Gene Ontology annotation, molecular function: translation elongation factor activity; GTPase activity; GTP binding. The transcript is spliced from 3 exons. Lineage: Eukaryota; Viridiplantae; Streptophyta; Magnoliopsida; Apiales; Apiaceae.